Messenger RNA from Hylaeus anthracinus, 1704 nucleotides. RefSeq lists its product as uncharacterized. NCBI's taxonomy places the organism in Eukaryota, Metazoa, Arthropoda, Insecta, Hymenoptera, Colletidae. The record is from RefSeq and is a predicted model, not a curated record. The coding region runs from base 89 to 1636 and encodes 515 amino acids. The transcript has 5 exons. Gene Ontology annotation, molecular function: protein binding.
AUACUUACAAUUGGAUACAUCCAUUGUCUAACCUAUAAUUUAAUUCUGUCCCACUGUGCGACGGUAGAACCCUUGUGGGGCAAAUAUAAUGGAAAUUUUAACUUUGAUUCUCGAUGAUCAUCGUAUCAAAGUAAAUAAAGAAAGACUUGCGAAACAAAGCCGUUACUUUGCAUCCCUAUUUUCACACAAUUUUAAUGAUUCCCAUGACAAGGAACACGUUGUUAAUUAUGAUAUUUCUUUAUCUACCUUGAAGAGUUUUGUCGAAUGGAUCCACGAUGAUGCAGAACCAGUAGAUGUUCUGUGUCAUCCGUUGAAAGUUUCUAUGAGUAAAUUUGUAAAAGAAAAUUUCAUAGAAUUAUUAAAUUUAUUACAAUUGAGUGUACUAUUUAUGGUGGAUGAAUUAACAAAUGAAGCUAUAGAUAUUAUUACUAUAAAUUGGCUGCUACCAGACAAAGUAAUCGAUAUAUGGUUACUGGCCCAAGAAUUGAACAUUAAAGUAUUACAAGACAUGUGUCUUGCUACUUGUUUAGAUCGUUUCGAAGAACUUCCUUUACCUUCACUUCUGGAGUUGACCAAAAGUAAUAUUACUCUGUUGCUUCAAAAUGUUAAUACAAGAUCUUCUAUGGAAUAUUUGUGUUUUGUAAGAAACCAAUGGAUACACCAUCACAUGACACCAGAUAUUCCAGAUAUAAUGGAAAACAGGUUACUCAAGUUUAUACAAGGCAUUGUUGUGUACAAAACAUACGAAUGUAUUAACAAAGAUCCAUAUUUGUAUAUUUGGAAGGAUAACGUAUUGUCCAAAUGCAUGCAAUUAAAACACAAACAAGAUUCAGAGAGUUCUAUAGUUGGAAUGCAAGUCACUAGUAGAGGAUUCAAUAUAUAUACAGUUGGAGGAGAAAUGGGUUUAGGUACUGGACACUUUAACAACAUUAUUUGGCGUUAUUCUCUACUAUCUAAAAAGUGGUAUUACGAAGCAAAGAUGCCAGUUCCAAGGAGACACAUGAUUGCCGUGUUUCUGAAAAAUAAAUUAACGAUAAUAGGCGGUGUCGGAAGGCAUAGAUUGAAAUUAUUUACGACUGAUAUUCUUGAUAUUCAUACUGGCACAUGGAAAAAGGGUGCAAAGGUUCCUGAAAGUUUUACCAGUGUUCCUCCUCAUUGUGUUAUGGAUGGAAAACUAUUUUUAAUAAAUACGUCGGUUUUUAUUUAUUAUCCAGAAGGUAAUUAUUGGCAAAGUAUAUCGAUUUACAAUAAUCCUGCUGUACAACGAGUGGACGCAUUUCUCGCACACGAGGCGACAUUGUUUCUUCUGGGUUCUCAUUUGGACGUGUCAGUUUUGUCUAGAAUUAACGUUGUAAAGGACUCGGUUUGCAAGGAAGGAGGAUGCUCAUUAAGUCAAUGCAUAGAACACGCUAUAAUAACUAGCGCGAGUAUCGUACACGAAGACGAUUCGUAUGAAUUAAGAUACGCACAUGUGGCCGAUGUCGGCAUAGUGUUAUUGAAUACUCGACAUGCUGACAAAUAUCAGUAUCUACAUCUGCAUACCGAGAUAAGCAGAGACUUAACAAAUUUCUUCAUUCCAAAAUCGGGAUGCUUAAACAUCAUUAAUCCCGAUAGUUUGUAUGACACUGUAGCAUAAUUCAUUAAUUAAAAAUCUUUUUAUACCUGUAUUUCUUUUUGUAAAUAAAGCAAAAUAUUAAAGAAAAA